Chara braunii is the source of this 1430-nucleotide messenger RNA. The record is from the annotation of a GenBank genome assembly. Lineage: Eukaryota; Viridiplantae; Streptophyta; Charophyceae; Charales; Characeae.
GUCUGCUGAGAAAUCAAUUUAUCAAACUGCUGAAAAGUUCUGCCGCAGCAGUAGUGCAAUCAGACUCGACCUCUUCACACUUGUCAUGCAUGCAAACAGCGAAAUAGCAAACUGGCGACAUGCGCCCACACAGUGCUCAAAGAUAUCGUAACCAGUCCUCACCUCCGCUAGUUCUUGCAUUGCUGCAUUCGCCGCGGUACCACCUCGAGUGGGCCCUACUCUACACGCAAAGGUAUGCCAAAAUCCCAGAGGAAAGAGGAGACGCUAGAGGGUCCCCCAGAGGGAGAACCCAACCAGCAACCCAACCCUACACGAAGGAGGAGGAGGAGAAGAUAGCCGCCAUCCUGCAGGAGAGGAAGGAGAAGAAGGAGGCCAAGAAGAAGGCCUUGAAAGAGGAACAGGCGGCCAAACUAAAGAAGAUGGAAGAAGAGAUGGCCAGGGAGAAAGAGAGGUUGAAAAAGGAAGAAGAAGAGAAGCUGAAGGAGGUGGAUGAAGAAGAGGAAGGACCGCCACUGCAAAAAAGUGGGCAGCACAGCGGCAGCAGCAGUGAUGAGAUGGAGAAGAAGAUUUCGGAGUGGGUCGCCAACUUAUCCUUGGGUGAGGAGGAAGAGGUUGCUAUGUACAUCCCCAAGGAUAAGCAAGAAGCCGUCAUGAAGAAAUGGGAAGCAGAAGAAAAUGUUCUGACGCGGCGGGCGAUGGAGGAUGAACAGAGGAUGGCGUGGAAGCUCGCAGUGAUGAGGGAGAAGAAGAGAAGAGUGGAGGCGGCGAAUGCAGCAAUGCAAGAACUAGCGGAGGUGAGGACUGCCUUAACAACACAAUUGACUCCGCAAGUAGAUCUCCAACACAAAGUGGAGAUCAUCGCCCAGAGCGUUGACCGGUUAGCUAAAGUGCAAGAAAAGCACUAUGAGUUUAGUCGCAGCCAGGAGAUCUCCGUGCGUUCGAUGGGAAUGGGAUUGCGGGAUUUUGCUCGCGAACUAGUAGGCGAUAUGGGAUCCGAGGUGAGUCAUCGCCUCGAGAAGACUGAGCGUUUUUGUGUCGGUGUCAUCGAAGGCGUCAAGGUGGCCGCUCCCAAGGAGGAGGAGGCCUGUCCUCGCAGAGAGUCAGUCAAAGUCAAAUUCCAUGAUUCCUACAGUGGGAAAAGGGAAGAGAACUUUGACGAUUGGGAGGCCAAUGUUAAGACCUAUGUGCAUUUGCAACAGGUCUCCCCGGAUCAGCAGGUCUUAAUUGUGAUCCAUGCACUUAGAGACGAGGCCGCCAGUUUCGCGAGAUCCCUUGUUCGUGCUGCCAACUGUAGUGACGAUCCAGUUGCGUACUCCCGUUUACGUCCCUCAUUGAAUUCUUGAAGCUGCUGCGCGAGCGAUUCGCUGAUGUUGCCCGUAGUGUCAAAGCCUCAGAUAGGCUUCAUACAAUAUACUCGAGCCAAUGGAAGA